AUGUCGAAACACAUCACCAUCCCCAUUGACAGCGGUUGGACUUUUAAACAGGCAGACAAGACCGAGUCGGAAUUUCUCCCUGUUGCCCAGUUUCCUACGAAUGUCCAUCUAGACCUUAUUGCCAACAACAUCAUCGCCGAUCCCUUCAUAGGAAAGAACGAGAAUGAUGUUCAAUGGAUUGGUGAGGUUCCCUGGGUCUAUAGGACCACCUUCCCAUCCCCCACCCUCUCCACAACUGAGCGGAGGACGAUCAACGCGGUCCUGGCAUUUGAUGGUUUAGAUACUUUUGCCACGGUGACCUUGAAUGGUAAAACGAUUUUGAAGACAGAGAAUAUGUUCAUUCCGGAGCGAGUGGAUGUGACAACAGACCUGAAAAAGGAAGGCAAUAAUGAGCUAGAAAUCACAUUUGAGAGUGCGUAUCUCAAAGGUUGUGCCCUCGUGGAGAAAUACCCCGAUCACCACUGGGGAUGCUGGAAUGGUGAUAAUUCCAGGCUUGCGGUUCGCAAGGCACAAUACCACUGGGGGUGGGACUGGGGACCCGCACUGAUGACAUGCGGUCCAUGGAGACCGAUCAACCUCGAGAUUUUCUCGUCGCGCAUUUCGGAUCUCUACUUCACAACCAACGUUGAUGAGUCACUUAAAUCCGCCGAGUUUGUAGCGAAAGUUGAUAUCGAAGGCGAUGCAUCAGAGGUCGAGCUCCAUAUAUCCCUAGAUGGCGAGGUUGUGGCUUCAACUACUGUAAAAGCCGUCCAGGGCCAUGCGACCUACACCUUCACCACCCAGAACCCGGAGCUAUGGUAUCCUAUCCGCUAUGGCAAGCAGCCUCUUUAUUCUGUCACUGGGAGACUGCUUCAGAAUGGCUCGGAACUCGACGCCAACACCAAGAAAUUCGGUUUGAGAAGAGCAGAACUCAUUCAACGCCCCAUGAAGGAGCAGCCAGGCACAACCUUCUUCUUUGAGAUCAACAAUGUUCCUGUCUUCUGUGGAGGUAGCGAUUGGAUCCCAGCAGAUAACUUCAUCCCAAGGAUUACCAAGGAGAAAUAUUAUGACUGGGUAAAAAUGGUAGCUGACGGCAACCAGUUUAUGAUUCGGGUUUGGGGUGGUGGAAUAUUUGAAGAGCAAGCAUUUUAUGAUGCAUGUGAUGAAAUGGGUAUCCUGGUUUGGCAAGAUUUCCUGUUUGGCUGCGGGAACUAUCCUGCCUUCCCUGAAUAUUUGGAGUCUGUGAAGAGAGAAGCAGAAGAGAAUGUGAAGCUUCUUCGGCACCACCCUUCGAUUAUUAUCUGGGCCGGAAAUAACGAGGACUAUCAAUACCAGGAGUCUGAAAAUCUAACAUACGACUUUGAGAACAAGGAUGCUGAAUCCUGGCUCAAGACAGAUUUUCCUGCUCGGUACAUCUACGAAAAGAUUCUGGUAGACACUUGUAACGAGUUGAUACCAGACACAUACUACCAUUUUGGCAGCCCAUGGGGUGGUAAAGACACUAGGGAUCCUACAGUUGGUGAUAUUCACCAAUGGAACGUCUGGCAUGGCACACAGGAGAAAUACCAGAACUUUGACAAGCUUGUGGGCCGAUUCGUCUCCGAAUUUGGCAUGGAAGCCUUCCCAAAUAUCAAAACCAUAGAAGCAUUCCUUCCUUUGGGAAAGGAUGAUCCCGAUCGAUUUGCUCAAUCAUCCACUGUGGAUUUCCAUAACAAAGCUGAUGGCCACGAACGCCGUAUCGCGCUGUAUCUCGUCGAAAACUUCCGUUAUGCACCCGAUCCGUUGGAGCAGUUCAUUUACUCAACCCAACUCAUGCAAGCAGAAUGCUUGGCCAGUGCCUACCGUCUUUGGAAACGUCAGUGGAAGGGUCCAGGCAGGGAAUAUUGCGGUGGUGUGCUUGUAUGGCAGACUAAUGACUGCUGGCCGGUGACCUCCUGGGCUAUUAUUGACUAUUUCCUCCGUCCUAAACAUGCUUAUUACACCGUCAAACGCGAAAUGGCACCGAUUUCACUCGGAGUCACCAGGACAGAACAUUCUGUGCCGAAGGACAAAAAUACUCGGGCUUAUAUCGAGAAGACAACGAAGAUCGAAAUCUGGGGCUCCAAUCUCACGUUGGAAGACUUGACCGUCGACGUGGUAGUCAAAGCUUUCGAUGUUAUCAUAGGCGAAGAGACUUAUUCGAAGACUGUCAAAUCAUCCUUCCUCCUCCCGGAGAAUCGAAGCACCGAAAUUGUCGACUUUCCUGUCCCAGUUCGUAACAAAGAUUCAGGGGAGGAAUACAAGACGGUAGUCGCUGCCUACCUGUUCCAGGAUGGUGUCCAGAUAGCACGGUAUAUUAAUUGGCCGGAACCGUUGAAAUACGUUCAUCUGCAGAAGCCCAAGAGUCUCCAGGCAGAAUUGAGCAGCGAUGCAAAGGUGGUCGAGAUAAGUGCUGAGGUUCCCGUCAAGGGAGUAGCCCUCGAGUGUGCUGACGGUGAGGUCGUAUUCGAGGAUAACCUGGUGGAUAUCAUACCGGGAGAAACUGUCUGUAUUGGAGUCAAGGGCGCAGGAGAAGGAACGAAGAUCGAAACAAGGUAUCUUGGGAUGGUUUAA
Messenger RNA from Venustampulla echinocandica, 2571 nucleotides. Its product is annotated as putative beta-mannosidase B. Gene Ontology annotation, biological process: glycoprotein catabolic process; carbohydrate metabolic process. NCBI's taxonomy places the organism in Eukaryota, Fungi, Ascomycota, Leotiomycetes, Helotiales, Pleuroascaceae. The record is from RefSeq and is a predicted model, not a curated record. The transcript is spliced from 2 exons. Bases 1 to 2571 code for a protein of 856 amino acids. Gene Ontology annotation, molecular function: beta-mannosidase activity.